Molecule: messenger RNA, 2566 nt
Organism: Labrus bergylta (ballan wrasse)
Lineage: Eukaryota; Metazoa; Chordata; Actinopteri; Labriformes; Labridae
Gene: fpr1
Product: formyl peptide receptor 1
Biological process (GO): positive regulation of cytosolic calcium ion concentration; complement receptor mediated signaling pathway; inflammatory response
Cellular component (GO): plasma membrane
Molecular function (GO): G protein-coupled receptor activity; complement receptor activity
Source: RefSeq, a predicted model, not a curated record
UAAUCCUGCAGACUGAGCAAACUGCGUUCAGAUUUGCUUUUGCAGCGGAUACAUCCUCAUCGGACUGGCGCUUUGAGAGAGCUCUCAAAACAAUGAUGGAUCUAUUGACCACCACCCCUUUCUACCACAUCAACACAACAGAUGCCACUGGAAGAAAUGGCUCAAUGUAUGACGAUGAUGAAGAGUAUGACUAUAAGGACGAGCAUGCUGAGCUGAGACAGUCUCUUAACAUCAUGUCUCUCAUUGUUUACUGCCUGGCCUUUGUUCUUGGUGUGCUCGGUAACGGAGUGGUUAUCUGGGUGACGGGGUUUAAGAUGAAGAAAACAGUUAACACAAUUUGGUUCCUCAACCUCGCUGUGGCCGACUUCCUCUUCACUGCAUUCCUGCCCCUGAGUGUGACAUACACAGCCAUGGAUUUCCACUGGCCUUUUGGCAAGUUCAUGUGUAAAUUGAACAGUACAAUAAGCUUCUUGAACAUGUUUGCCAGUGUCUACAUUCUGGUGGUGAUCAGUGUGGACAGAUGUGUGUCUGUGGUGUGGCCCGUCUGGGCCCAGAACCACAGGAGUGUACGUAAGGCGUCCUGUGUGAGUCUGGGUGUUUGGGUGCUGGCUCUGACUCUCAGUGCACCAUACUUCAUCUUUAGAGAUAUUGGAUCAUCAUAUAAUAAUGACGACAUCAUCAACUGCUUCAACAACUUUGCAUUUUCUGAUGACUAUGAAACUCCGUCUGUGAAUCAGCUGCGACAGUUUCGUCACCAGGCCAUGACCAUCACCCGCUUCCUCCUGGGAUUUGUUGUCCCCUUCACUGUCAUUGUGUCCUGUUAUACUGUGAUUAUCCAUCGUCUCAGAAGAAACCGCACCCUGGCCAGCAAGUCGAGCAGGCCCUUUAAGAUCAUCGCUGCAGUAAUCACUAUUUUUUUCCUGUGUUGGGCUCCUUAUCACAUCAUGGCUCUAAUUGAGUUGGUGAAUCACAUGGCUAAUCAUGCAAGUGAAACACUGGACCAUGUCACCACUAUCGGAGUCCCUAUAGCCACUAGCCUGGCCUUCCUCAACAGCUGCUUAAACCCACUGCUCUAUGUGUUCAUGGGCCAAGAUUUCAAAGAUAAAGUCCGCAAAUCCAUUCUGAAUGUUCUGGAGACUGCCUUUCAGGAAGAGGUUUCUCGAUCUUACACCUGCACAAACUCAAUGAUCACUAGUCGGAGCAAAGAAAAGUCUGUUUCUGAUGCUGAAGUAUAAGGUUUGUCCAUGACAUGAAAACACAAAUACUUUAACUGUAACAUAAAACAUAUUUUGAAGUUUUUGUUACUUUUCUAAUAAGGAACCAAAACAGCAGAUAUAUAGGCUAUAUGAGUUGGAACAUUUGACCUGUUACAGUUUUACUGAAAUAGGUUUUAUGAUUGGCUAACUAUUGAGGUCUAGAAAAUAAUUCAGUUUCUCAGCACCACCUUCAGUUCUUCUAAUAUGCUGGAUGAGAAGGAUGGCAAUACUGUAAAAUGACUUGUGGUCCAUCAGCAGUGCAUAGUGAUGGAACGUAUGAAUGUUUAAAAUGAUGAAAAUAAUUAUUUCUAUGCAGUGUUUACCAGAAGCAAAGGCUUGAGUGCUUUACAUCAGUUGAAAUGAAAGGAAACAUAAACAAAUCAACACAUAUGAAUUCACACGUGCAGGCACAUUUACCCCCAUUGAAUUACAGAAAAGCAAGAGGCUGGAUGUGUCUGUUAUAUAUUGUAUCAAUGGUUAUUCUUUGCUAUACAGUCCUGUUUUUGGCUGCACUUUGACCCACAAUGGUAUCUUCAUUACUCCUCUGAAUGGAGGUUCCCAGAUGAGGUACCCCAAUGAUGUCCUGGCUCUUGUUGACCAUUAGCCUACACAGUUGAGUUGUUGAAGGGGCCAAGUGGGAGGCAUUAACACAGCUUGGGUUUGAAGGUGGCAAUGCUGUUUUGGACAAAGUGGCAACUAAGGGCCAUAGGGUAGGUUAUGUAACUUAUCAGUAGGGCAUAGGGGCAUAAUUGAGAUAAGGGAUGUCUUCACUGAGCUCUUAUCCUUUCAUUAGGGCACAAGUACCUUGUGUUUAUUUCAAAAUCAUGCCUUUUAUUGCAAAAACAAGUUUUCAGCAAAUUAGUUACCCAACUUCUCCCUCACACUGGACUCCACCCAGCCACCAACCAGCAGCCACACAGGUCAUAACUGCAUGCAUACAAGUUGAAGUGAAAUAAAAUGUUUUUUCUGUAUAUUAGUCUGUAUUAAUUAACCCAAUAUGUAAUGUUUAUUUCUUGCACAGCUUUAUGUAUGACUAAAACAAAGAAAUGUAUUUAACAGACUGUUGCAUGCUUGAUAAACAAGCUAUUUACAUCUGUCAUUCAACGCAAGCACAGGCCAGUGUAAGCUUUAUGUAAGCUUUUUGAUACUUAUGAAAAUCAAUAUGGGAUUACUUUGCUUAGAAAGUUAUUUGCAUAGUAUACUUGGCUAAGUGUGAUAUUUUUUAUCAUUGUUGGAGGUUUUAGGGUAUGUCUGUGAUCCCAUCCAACAGUGAAUGCAUCUUAUGUAAAUAAACUGACAGCUUUAAUUUA